Messenger RNA from Esox lucius (northern pike), 1297 nucleotides. RefSeq names its product integumentary mucin C.1-like. The transcript has 8 exons. The record is from RefSeq and is a predicted model, not a curated record. The coding region runs from base 86 to 1297 and encodes 403 amino acids. Lineage: Eukaryota; Metazoa; Chordata; Actinopteri; Esociformes; Esocidae.
UUCUGUCAACACAACCAAAGCUGCCAAUACAACAACAACGACCACAGCUUCUGUCAACACAACCAAAGCUGCCAAUACAACAACAAUGAUCACAGCUUCUCCCUCAACAAGCUUGGGUGCUUCAACAGUCUUUCAAGGUACUCCUACAGCAACUAUUUUUCAACCUUUAACUGUGGCUGGUACCACCACUAGAACAACUGGACAACCUGUCACUGUUCCUACGACUGGACCCAGAAACACAACCACUACAUUUGGGUCUCCCUCAACAGCAUCAAAUGCAGCAUCAACACUGGCCACACUAACUACCAGAACAACUCCAACCACCACUACAACCAGCGCACCAACAACUACUAAAACCACAACUGCAACUACUACAACAACUACAUCAACUACAGCAACUACUAGGACAACCACCACAACUGCGCCUAUUCAACCUGCUCCAGUGGUGGUUUUCAUCAUACAACAACUUUAUGUCCCACAAUUAAGUAACCCUGCGAGUACAGAGUUCCAAACCCUUGCAUUAACUGUUAUUGCAGCGUUUGAUGUGAUCUACAAAACAAAAUACGGAAGCUUCUUCAUUAGGACGAUAGUUCUCGCAUUCACACCUAUUACCCGUUCCCGGAGUGCAGACACGCAGGCUGAGGUGAAGCUGGUGUUUAACCAGACCGCCGCACAACCGGUACCUCAACUUGCUGAAAUUGGGGACACGCUAAAGGCAGCUCUGAACAGUUCCAACAGUACCAUCGGCAACCUCACAGUGGUGUCAGACUCCAUCAAAGUUACAGUACUCACCUCAAAUACAACAGCUACUCCUGUCAUUACUUCCGCCAUCACAUCUACAACCCCUGCAACUACAACCACUAAAACUACAACCACUACAGCUGUUCCACUCAGUAUGGUGCCUGUGGUAUUCAGGUCCUUAGGGGAGACCUUCACCUCUGACCUAUCAAACUCAUCAACUCAGGCCUUUCAAAACCGAGCAUUACUCAUUAAAACUCAGCUUGAACCUUUUUAUCGAUUGGCUUUCAUCUCUUUUAAUAGUUUGACUGUGACAAAAUUCAGCUCUGGAUCCAUCAUAAAUACUAUGAAUUUAGCAUUCCUCUCCUCCUCGGUCCCUAAUAACACAGCGAUUGGCAACGUUUUGAUAAAUGCAGCUCGAAACAUCACAGCUUUCAACAUCGACCCCACCUCAGUGACAGUCAAUGGCACAGCUAACUCAGGUGUGGGCAGCAAGGCAAGUCUCUUCACAGCGUCCUGUCUGGUGGUUCUGUCAAUGCUCCUAUCAAGACAACAGUGA